AUGAGCAACGACACGGUCGGCUCCCUUCUGGCUGACAUCGCGAACUCCAUCAUCGACAGCCUACGUGUGCUGCAAUGCGCCGACAAGUCCCAAUGGGGCCCCGAUGAGCACGAGCAGCGUCGCCGCCUCGAGCACGCGCUCGAUGAGGCCAAGAAGGACUACCAGGAGCUAUCCGUGCUUGUCAAUGGCCAGCGCUAUUAUCAGUAUGAUCGCAAGCCCGAUUCUUUGAAUGAGCUGCGCACCCUCAAGACCAAUUUCCAAUUUCACACCACAAAUUUCCGCGACUGGGCUCGGCAAGGCGGCCCCAUUAAUCCCAUAUGGGCUCGCGACACUCUUGACCUCCGCCGCCAACUUCAUCGCGCCCAAUGUCGCGCCGCUCGUCGCAUCUUCGCUACGAAGCAGGAAGCUUCCUCGAGCCGCUGUCUCGGUGCGUUUCUCGUCUACCGCAAGCAGCGUGCAUGGACCCUGCGUGACCGCAAAAAGGCUGCCGAAGCAUCCAAGGCCGCCGCCGGCGCGGUGACGCCCGGUCAAGAACCACAACAACCCUCCACGCCUCGCACGCCGACCCAACCGCACAGACAUCGUCGCCAGGGCUCGACACUCGUCCCUAAUGAUGACCGCAUCGCCGAUUCGGCUGCUGACGACAGCUUUGAGGACCACCGCCGACACCUCGAGGAGCUGGCCGUCUGCAACGCUGUUGGCAGUUUUGAGCGCUUUGGCGAUCGCGAUAUUGCCUUUGUGUGCGACUUUUGUGAUGGCCAUAUUGUUUGGGAGGAUCUAGAGGGAAUGCCAUCGCUGCGCACCGUGGACGAGGAGCUUGUAGCGGCUGCCGCCGUAGAAACACCAGACGUGGCUGAUGCGCCGCCAGGCCCGAGGAUAGCGCGGCCCUUCCCCCAAGAGACGCCACCGGGCAUAGUGCACUGGCAGGCGACGGGGUUCACGCAGGGUGACUGGGUUGCGCAACUACGAUGUCCGGCGUGUGAUGAGCCGCCAGCCGACUACACACCACCCGAAGGCGAGGAAGAGGACGAAGGCGGCGGGUGGCAUGCCGACGCUGACUUGGUGCUGGACGAUCUUGGGGCGCUGGAGGAGCAUCUGGCAUGGCAGCACACGGCUUUGGGUCUGCCAAGCGUCUCGGUGCCGUCAGCGCCCGCAAGUUGUGUGUUAAUGUGA
This is a messenger RNA of Verticillium dahliae VdLs.17, 1173 nucleotides long. RefSeq lists its product as uncharacterized. NCBI's taxonomy places the organism in Eukaryota, Fungi, Ascomycota, Sordariomycetes, Glomerellales, Plectosphaerellaceae. The record is from RefSeq and is a predicted model, not a curated record. The coding region runs from base 1 to 1173 and encodes 390 amino acids. The transcript has 3 exons.